CCGCGUCCGGCCCCCUCGGAGCCUUUUUUCUAGCCCAAGGCUGCGGAGGCGCCGUCACUACGAGCGUGUGUACCGCGGCGUUGGGUCGCAGUUGCUCCGAUGAGCUGUGCAAGCUCGAGCUGUGACAUGGCGAGCCCGGACUUCGAGGGUCAUGCGGGCCAGAACGGAGACCAUUUCCUAUAUUUCGCAUACGGCAGUAACCUGUUGACGAAGAGGAUCCGCUACCGAAACCCCUCGGCCACGUUCUGCUGCGUGGCCCGCCUGCAGGAUUUUAAGCUUGACUUCGGCAAUUUCCAAGGCAAAACGAGCCAAAGGUGGCAUGGAAGUAUAGCUACCAUUUUUCAGAGUCCUGGAGAUGAAGUGUGGGGAGUAGUAUGGAAAGUGCACAAAAGCAAUUUAAACUCUCUGGAUGAGCAAGAAGGAGUGGAAAGUGGAGUAUAUGUCGUAAUAGAAGUCAAAGUUUCAACUCAAGAAGGGAAACAAUUAACUUGUCGAAGUUAUCUGAUGACAAAUUAUGAGAGUGCUCCCCCAUCACCACAAUAUAAAAAGGUGAUUUGCCUGGGUGCAAAAGAAAAUGGUUUGCCACUGGAGUAUCAAGAGAAGUUAAAAGCAAUAGAACCAAAUGAUUAUGAAGGAAAGGUCUCAGAAGGAAUGGAAGAAAUUCUCGAAUAGAAAAAACAAAAACUCUAUGGAACAUAGCAGAAUAUGCCUAGGGAUACUCUCUCCUUGUGCUAAUAUGAAAUACUCUUAAAGUUUGAGAAUGAAGAAUUGGGAUUUGCGGUCUCUCCACCUUUACUCUCCUUUCAACAGUUCUCUGAAGAGGAGGUUCACUUGGGUGACCCAUACUUUCAGACUCUAUAAAGAAGCUGGGCUUGGAGUUAGGAAUUUAAAAGGGGGGCUGUGAGGCACUGGGGUGCAUGGCAUGGAUGUGGCUACACCUUCUGUGGACACAGCUAUUUUUAAAAAUUUUCUUUCUUCAUUUUUUUUCUUCUGAGUUGACCUUAAGGAUCUUCUUCCUCUGUGACAAAGGGUAGGUUUGUGGCCUGCUUGAUGAUGGUGCUGGUGAACUGCUCUGCUCUGGGUUUUUAUGUUAUUCAACUUGGAAGCAAGCUGCUGAGACGGUUCAAGAUAAACUUUUGAAAGUUGGAAAGGCUGUUCUUAGAGGAAUAAAUAUAUUUAGACUUUAAGCUGUUUGUCAUACUAAAAUAUUCCUUAUGCUGUUUAACUCAAAUUAUCAGAGGACUGGAGCAGACUGUGGCCAUGUGGGGUUUACAGUAAAGGAACACUGCACGAACUCUGGACCCAGGCAGGGUCGCAGCAGUGCCCAGCCAAGCGCUGAGAGUGUAGGUCCUGUCAAUCUCUGUGCCUCUGUUUCCUUAUGUGCGAUAAGGAUAAUAAAAACACCUGUAUCUUCAGAUUGUUUUGAGGGUUAAAUGAGUCUGUCUGCAUAUAGUAGGACAGAGUUCAACACCUUAUAACUAUUAGCAGUCAUUAGUGUUCUUAACUGAAGACUUCAGUUUGUGCAGGGCCAUUCUUGAAAUAGGCUCUUAAAAUAUAAGAGUCGAGGUUUUAAAGGGAAGACUGUUUUAGGAGAGAUACAGUUUAAUCCUUGGCUUCUCAGGAAACUGACCUUGUAAAAUUUAUUUGAUGAAUAAUCACAGAGGAAAAAAGUCAAGAAUAAAGCAAUACUGGUUUUCAGAAAAUCUAUCCUGUGGCAUGCAGUCAGCUGUACCAUAACUGGUCACAGGAACAUAAAAAUGCAUUUUGUUCUUUUAAGUGAAAGUCCCCCAAGGGCUUUCAGGCUCCAGCACUGUUCUGUCGUGAGGCUGAGACCACAGCACAGACCAUGUUUGUAGCUGUCACACCUCUCUAUUUUCCACUAUAUCCUCUAGUAAUCUAGCUUUUUCCUGAUUUUUAAGUCUUCCCAAGAAGAUCCAAGUUUGUCAGUGAUCCAGUACCCAGUAAUGAUAAUGCAGUAAGCAAGGCUUAUUUUUGCAGUAGGUACCAAAAAUUGAAUAGUAGUCUAAUAAUCUCACCUAAACUGACAACUUCUUUAAGAAAUUCAGAAUGCUAGCAGUAACACUUUGAUGUAUGGCCUUUUAGCAAAAAUCUGGACUUACAAGGCAUACUGAUUUCCUAGUUUUCAGAGUCAUACUGCAAUGGGCAACUAUAAGCACUCUACCAGCUCUCAAAUCACAGUACAACCACAUCCUGUUAAAGUAUAAGAACCAUUUUUAAAAAGCAUUGCUGGGCUUUUUAAAAAGGAACAUGAACUUCAGGGGUACAAACCACACCUCCCCAAAAAAGAAAAAAGGAAGAUAAACUGUGAACUUUCAGAAACAGACCAUCCUGCAAAGAAAUGACUUUGGUGUACAAGUGUCAACAGUAUUCCCAGAAUUGGAACCCUCCCCUGGCGCACUCCUGUGCGGAGCAAGAAAGCCAGCCCUGAGAACCUUAGCCUCACUACCGCCAUCGGAGUAACCUUAGAAAGGAGGAAGCCACGAGCCUCCUUCCUCCCCUGUGUGUUCAUGGAGCCUGGACUUCAUUCCCAUCGGGCAGUGAUGGUGUCCUUUGGCCUCCCCAUUGGAGGGGCCUCACAGCUAUAGAAGAUUUAAGCUGCGAGCCAGAGUUUAUCUCCAAAAUGCCAAGUCUUUGGUUGAAAAUCCAUCAUUCCAAGAAUCAGGAAGAUCCCAAACUAAAUGAAAAAAGAUGAUCAGUAAAUGCCAAACAAAGGAUUUUAAGCCAGACAUCAUUAAAACAUUUCAGUGGGCAACAGGAGAAUAUGUUGAAAAUGGAGAAGUAUAGAAAGCUUUAAAUAGAAGAUUUUUUUAAAAAUAGAAAUUUUAGUGUUAACAAACAUAAUAGCUGCAACUUGAAAAACUCAGUGGGUGGGUUCCGCAGAGGAGCGGAGAGAACAGAAGAGAGAGUUAGUGAACUGGAUGACAGAACAGCAGAAAGUAGCCCAGUCUGAGCACGAGAGAAAUAGACUGACAAAGAAAACACCUGAACUAACAGAGCCUUGGGGACAUCUGUGACCAUAAGUAUAAAGCUGACAUUGUGCCAUGGGCGUCUCAGAGUGCAGAAAGGAGAAGCUGGACAGAGACCCAAAGAAUUGGGGAAGAUCUUCCUGAAUUUGGCAAAAGUCAUAAACUUGUUUCUUCAAGAAGCUGAAUGAACCCCAAACAGAGAAAUCUACCCCAAAAUACAUCAUAGUCAAUCUUCUAAAAAAUACAGAAUUAAUUAAUUUGAUACUUGGGGUUGAACCCAGGGCCUUGCACAUACUAGGUAAGCACUCUACCACAGAGCUAUAUCACCAACACCACUCUUUUCUCAGUUUUUGAGGGGGUUUUACUAAGUUGCCCUCGCUGGUCUCCAUCUUGAGGUCCUCCUGCCUCAGCCUCACAAGUAACUAGGAUUAUAGUUGUGUGUCACUUUCACCUAACUAGAAAAAUCUUGGAAGUUGUGAGAAUUGACACCAGUAGAAAAAGAAACAACUUGCACAUUUCUCAUCAAAAGCCAUAGAGGCCAAAAGGAAGUGAUAUAUUUUUUUUUUUUCAAAAAGAAAAGAACUAUCCACCCAGAAUCCAAUAAAAUAGCCUUGGAGGAUAAAGUAGAAUCCAGGACAUGUCAAGUGAAGGAAAGUAAGAAAAUUUAUCACAGCAACCCUACCUCAGAGAAAAGUUGGAGGACGGUUUCUAAACAAAAAGGAAAUGGUGAAAGAAGGAAGCUUACUACAACAUCAAAAGAGAAUACUGUGAGGAAAACUACAGAUAAAUAUGAAAGACUUUCCUUCUCUUUGAGUUUCCUGCAUUACAGUUGGUAGUUGAAGCAAAACUUGUAACACUGUGUACUGUGGUUCUGAAUAUAUGUAGAAGAAAUAUUCUAAACAAUUAGCAAAGGGAGAGAGAAGGAAAACAAAGUUUCUACAUUUCAUUUAAGCUAGUAAAAGAACACCAGUCCUGAGGUUAUGUAAAUAAUAUACCUGGAUGAUAUACCUGGAGCACCUUUAAUAUUCCUAUAUAAAGAGUUUUAUUUAAAACACUAUAGAUAAAAUGGAAUUCCCAAAGAUGCUUACAUAACCCACAGAAAGU
Molecule: messenger RNA, 4091 nt
Organism: Octodon degus (degu)
Lineage: Eukaryota; Metazoa; Chordata; Mammalia; Rodentia; Octodontidae
Gene: Ggct
Product: gamma-glutamylcyclotransferase
Exons: 4
Coding region: 100-672 (190 amino acids)
Molecular function (GO): gamma-glutamylcyclotransferase activity
Source: RefSeq, a predicted model, not a curated record